Messenger RNA from Labrus bergylta (ballan wrasse), 1473 nucleotides. The record is from RefSeq and is a predicted model, not a curated record. NCBI's taxonomy places the organism in Eukaryota, Metazoa, Chordata, Actinopteri, Labriformes, Labridae.
UCUUUGAGCCCUGACUCCUGCAUACAGCCUCCUGCAGCCCCCCUGCGCUGUGCUCUCACCUCGUCCUUAGACUCUACAGCAGAGCUUCUGUCUGCUCUGAGCUCAGAGGAGAGAGAGCUGCUGGGAGCUAUCACUGCCCGGGGAUACCCUCUCCGUACCGCCAUCAUCGCCCUGCAGAAAACAGGCCGGCAGACUCCAGACCAGAUCCUGAGUUACCUGGUGGCCUGUGACCACCUGUGUCAGCUGGGUUAUGACAUGGCUCUGGUAGAAGAGGCUCUGGAGAUGUUCCAGAACUGUGAGACAAAGGCUGAGGAGUUCCUGCAUCUGCUUAGUCAGUUCAACGAGAUGGGCUUCCAGCAGAACGCCAUCAAAGAGGUGCUGCUGGUCCAUGAAAACCACAGAGAGCGCGCGCUGGAGGAGCUGAUGAUGCGAGUGGCAUGACGUUUACAUUAAUAUAGUCAUUUACCGUAGGAGAAUGUGAAAAUAAUAUUACAGCUGAAUAUAGACGGUGGCCUUCUAGCUGAACAGUGGUGGACAAAGUACACUGAGUCCUGAAAGUAGAGAUACUCCUGGUCAAAUGUUACUCCAAUAAAAGUGAAAGUUGCUCAUUCACAUGAUUCAUUCAUUUAUUCAGAACUGGAGUACUUGCUUUGAAAUAUAUUCAAAUAUUUAAACUUCCUUUUAAAAAAUGAAAAAUAUUGCUGCAUUUUCAGAAUGUAUGAGUGCCGUCAAGAAUACAUGUAGGUGUACGUUUUGCUGUGUUCGGUUUAUUUAGAAAACAUUAUUUACAUUUUUCAAACACUGAGGGAUACAGAUUUGCAGAUUGGUUGCUCCCAAACAACCAAAAAAACAAAACAAUCAAAAAGACAUGGUGAGCAGGGAAAAUGUCAGCCAAGCUUUAUACAGUGAACAUUCACAUUUCAAACAUGGGCUAAACAUAUAUCACCAUGGGUGCUCAGGUAAAGAAUCAUCAACCACCAUUACCACUAAAUGCACUGCUGAUUGACCUUUGCUCGUGUUUGCUCUACAUUCAACCGCGGAGACACAGGAUGUACACAGGCAACACCGCUUACACAAACCACACUCAGAACUACACGAACACAGUUUAUUGUCUUACUGAUCAAAUUCAUCAGCUGAAUUCAGAGCACAAGAAGCGAGUAAAGAGAAGAUUCAUAGAAACGUAGAGGAGUCAAAAGUAUGGUAUUUGUCUUUCAAUUGUAGUGGAGUAAAAGUCACAAGUUUCCCCCAAAAUAAUACUCAAGUAGAGAACAGACACAGAAAAAAACAAGUAAAUGUACUUUGGUACUGUCCACCACUGAAGCUCAGUGAUGUUUAUUACAGUUGUGUGGAGGAACAUGAUGAUGAUAGUGAUAAGCCAACGUUUCCAUUCAUGUAUUUAUUAACUUUUGAUUACAGUCACACUCUGUGUCAGUGUAUUGUGUUAUCUUAUCAAUGUGAAAUGAUGUGAACAGU